GAGGCUCUCGCUUCUUAUGCUGCGCCGUUGCCAGAUCCGCCAGUAAUGUUUGCGCCUUUGCCGUCUGUGUAGCAGGAAUUGUUCCGCAAAAAUCUGCAGCGCUCCGCGAAGGAAACUCAGCGUUUUUCAGCCGCAAAACUGCGGAAAUUCCGCGGAAAACUGUGGACCGGGUCGAGGGAAAGCGUAAAAACUAGAAAAAUGCGGGUGUCAGUCGGUUUUUUCUGAGAAAACUGUCGUUUUUUCGCGGUAGAGGAAGAAUAUAUCCGCAGUUAACUAUGACUGUGACGAUAACAAGAAGCUGUAAGAUAGAUAACGAGAUGGACAAUUCGGCUUAAUCCUGACGUCGUACCGCGAGAUGGCAUCUCUCCAAUGGGAGAAGCUGUCUCCUCAAGAAUUCCAACAGUUACAAGAUCUAGCCGAAUAUGCCAACAAGAAGUUGCAAGACGUAUUGGUGGAGUAUUGUGGAGUUGGACCUCACUACAAACACAAUCCAGAUGGGGAGAUCGAUCUGCAGGGCUUCUGCGAGUUCCUGGACACCUACCUGGAGAUGGAGACGCCCAGGGAGCUGUGCAAACACCUGUUCCUGUCAUUCGUUAGGAAGAGUGUCAAGGUGGAAGGUAAAGCCUUUAAGGAGAUGACAGUGCUGAGCUCGACAACUGCUUGCGCUCCCAUAACAUCGCAUAACAAAGGUUCGACGCCAAACGUCAACGCUUUGACAGAUCUGAGCAAUCUGACAGAGAAGCCGAAAUCUUUCGUGGAGCGGAUACAGGGUCUCGGAGAAUCGCUUCUAGGUCACCACAGAUCGGAUAGCGAUUGUUCUACCAGAGGCAAAUCAGGUACUGUCCAUCCCAUGUUGACCAUCACGCAUACGUCAUACUCCUGUCACGAAGUGGUGGGGAAGAAAAGCACAGACUCCAGUCCAUCUCAUAGUCAGAUCUCAAGGAACUCAUCGAAGAAGUCCAACAAUUCACUGUUAAUCAACAACGGAAAACUAGAAGAAGUAAGGCAUAUUGUGGAAAACUCCAUCGAUGUCAACUGUCUCAAAGUGUCACUAAAAGACAUAGUGUGUUAUCUGUCACUUUUAGAGGCCGGCAGACCCGAAGACAAGCUGGAAUUUAUGUUCCGACUGUACGACACUGACGGAAAUGGAUUUCUAGAUAAAAAUGAGGUGGACUGUAUAGUAAAUCAGAUGAUGACAGUGGCGGAGUACCUGGGAUGGGAUGUAUCCGAAUUGAAACCUAUUCUCCAAGACAUGAUGGUCGAAAUAGACUUCAACAAAGACGGCUUGGUGUCUCUAGAGGAGUGGAAAAGGGGUGGACUUACCACCAUCCCACUUCUAGUGCUUUUAGGUCUAGAUUCCAACGUCAAGGAAGACGGAAAGCAUCUGUGGAGACUAAAACAUUUCAGCAGACCGGCAUAUUGUAAUUUAUGCUUAAACAUGCUGGUAGGAUUAGGCAAAAAAGGGCUGUGCUGUACCUUUUGUAAGUACACCGUACAUGAAAGAUGUGUUGGUAGAGCGCCAGCUAGCUGUAUAGCGACAUAUGUCAAAAGUAAAAAGUCAUCCCAAACGUUACUACACCACUGGGUUGAAGGAAACUGUCACGGAAAAUGCGGCAGAUGUAGGAAACCAGUAAAGGCUGGAGUGACAGGACUACAUUGCAGAUGGUGUCAAAUAACUCUUCACAAUAAGUGCGUUUCCCAAGUUAAGGCUGAGUGCGGACUGGGAGAACACGCUGUACACAUACUACCACCCACAGCAAUCUGUCCUAUAGUUCUUGACAGACAGAGGUCACUGCAAAAACGAGGUUCGAGAUAUGGAGGGGAUAAUGUCAGUGUGACCUCGAUUACGACAAACCAAACCAAGCAACCGGCCAUGUCGUUUCAAAUCACCCCAUCGGCAAAUUCUGUACCCCUUCUUGUGUUUAUCAACCCUAAAUCUGGAGGUAGACAGGGACACAAAGUCCUGAGGAAGUUUCAGUACAUUUUAAACCCACGACAAGUGCAUAUAUUGGGUUCUAGCCAAGGCGGUCCAAUGCAAGGCUUGAACAUGUUCAAAGAUGUUCCUAAUUUUAAAGUGGUUUGUUGUGGAGGUGAUGGUACAGUGGGAUGGGUUCUAGAAUCCAUGGACAAGGUGGAGUUGGAGUGUCAACCUGGAGUAGCUGUGAUUCCCCUAGGUACAGGAAACGAUCUGGCAAGGUGUUUGAGGUGGGGAGGGGGUUACGAGGGGGAGUCCAUUCAUAAAGUGCUGCACAAGAUCGCCAGGGCGUCGACUGUAAUGAUGGACAGGUGGUCUAUAGAGCUAUUUGAUUCGGCCCAGCCUGAUCCUACGGUAAAAAUAGCGGACACAAGAAUACCGUACAACGUUAUUAAUAAUUAUUUUUCAAUUGGCGUGGACGCUGCCAUCUGCAACAAGUUCCACAUCGAGCGGCUCAAGAACCCCGACCGUUUCAACAGCCGCAUGAAGAACAAACUGUGGUACGUUGAAUUCGCCACAACGGAAACCCUUUUUGCCUCCUGCAAGAACCUGCACGAGUCCAUCGAGAUAGAAUGCGACGGUGUGGGCUUGGACCUGGCCAACGGCCUCCCUCUGCAGGGCAUCACGUUCUUGAACAUCCCCUACACGCACGGGGGGUCGAAUUUGUGGGGGGAACACUUGUCUGGGUCCAGAAGAAACAGAAGGAAAGGCAGGGAGAAGGAUAUUAGUACGAGUAGCUUCAAUUCGGUGGAUUUGAGUGUGGCAGUUCAAGAUAUAGGAGAUGGUCUUAUCGAGGUGAUAGGCUUGGACAACUGCCUGCACAUGGGUCAAGUCAGGAUAGGCAUCACCGCCAGCGGUAGGAGACUAGCCCAAUGCUCUUCAGUCACCAUCAAAACGAAGAAAACAUUUCCAAUGCAGAUCGAUGGUGAGCCUUGGAUGCAACCUCCUACCACGAUACGUAUCACCCACAAGAACCAAGUACCUAUGCUGAUGGCGCCGCCUCCCGAAAAGAAGAAAGGGUUCUUCCGGUUCUUCCGGCGGUAGGCCGGAAGUCCGGUGAUGACGAGGAAGUUCUUUAACUUCGAAACUUUUGCUCUAUGUACCUGCCAAUGUUCUGCGAUCUUUUUGCCUCUUUUUUUCGUUGACUGUGUUUAGUAACUGGAAAGUAUUUUAUAUAAUCCUGCUUAGAGAACGCGUCUUUUUUGUUUUAUUUUUAUAAACAAUCAGUAUUAUUAUUUAUUUUUGUUAUAUAGCGUAUUUUUCAGAGUUAUGAACAGGACAGAGAAAUUAUGUUUGUAUCUAUGUCCUUUUCUGUUCUGUUACAUAACUGAAGAGUGUAUGAUUGACGUUUUA
Molecule: messenger RNA, 3328 nt
Organism: Sitophilus oryzae (rice weevil)
Lineage: Eukaryota; Metazoa; Arthropoda; Insecta; Coleoptera; Curculionidae
Gene: Dgk
Product: diacylglycerol kinase 1
Exons: 18
Coding region: 356-3019 (887 amino acids)
Biological process (GO): intracellular signal transduction; diacylglycerol metabolic process; lipid phosphorylation
Cellular component (GO): plasma membrane
Molecular function (GO): ATP-dependent diacylglycerol kinase activity; calcium ion binding
Source: RefSeq, a predicted model, not a curated record